CAUGGCAGAUGUUCUGGACUGAGAACUUUCCCCACAAAAUGAUACCCGUGGGAGACAUUUCGAUUGAGAGGCUGCACAGAAUCGCCCUGCAUCUGGGAGACUAAAAGACAACCCACAGGAAGGUGCUUGGUCCCAGAGCUCCCCAGAGGGGAGUCAGGAUGCCCACAAGAGACCCUUUGGAGCCGCUAGCUGCCUCUACCUCCUGACCCCUCCUGAACCCCCAAAGUCUCCCUCUCGGCUCCCCCCCUUCGCCAUCCUUGUAGUGGCUCUUGCUGCAGCCCUCCCUGGUUGCUUUAUUUAUUUAUUUUGCACCAACAGGGUUGCUGCAGACUCAUUCUCGCCUGGUUUAAAAAGAGAGAGAGGAAAAAAAAAAGGAGAAAUGCUUUCUGGCUCUUUUCUCUACCUCAGUCUUGGCAGCAGCAGCCACAGCAGCAACAGCAGUCACAGUGGGCAGGCGGGAGGGCAGCAGGCAGCGGGCAGGCAGCAAGGAGGGAGACUCACCCACCAGGAGGUAGAGCUCCCCCGGUGCAGCUUGAAUAGGAAGGCCCCCAGCCCCGGACAGAUGCAGUGUCCAACUUGAUGCCCCCCCAAGCUUCUCCGGUAAGUGACCCUGCCUCCUGUCCCGAAGCUGCAGCUGCCCUUCUCGGUAACAUUCUCAGAGACAAGGCCAGACUAGCAGGCUAGAGGGUUUGUGCCCCUCCUUUCCCUCUUGCCAGACCUCCCCACCGCCCCAUGCCCCUUCCCUCCUGCCAGCCCCACUGUCCCCAGCUAGCCUUUGAUCCCGGCCCUGAUCCUGGCCUCACUGGACUUUGAUGGGAAAACUAAAAGGUCCCAGAGGCCCCUGGGGGGAAGGACUCUAAGGAGACCUCCCUCCAGCUCCCCAGUGCUUCCUCUACCUCUGGGAAGGGUUCUCUACAAUCAGUGUGGAAAUUCCAGAAAUCUUUCCCCCAAGAGCCUCCUCCCCGUGCAGGUCCCUGUGCCUAUCAGGUCUGCCUUAGAGGGGAUAUCCAGGUUCAGAUGUAUCUCUGGACUGCCAGACAGGGACAAGAAGAAGAAAGUUUCCUGUUCCUUAAAGGGAUAAUGCCCCAGACCCCACCUCAUUUAAAGAAAGAAGUGGCUCUGACACCCAUUUCUUCCUGCAAAGUGGCUGGAAGCCAGUCCUGUAGCCAUGGAGACUGGCAAGGGAAGUUUGUGAUUAAAUUAGCCACCUUAUAAAUAAAGAAAAGGGGUUGUCCCCAGAUCCCCCAGCCCCUGGCCCAGCAGGCUUUCAGGACUAAGAAGAAACCCACAGGAGUGGGAGGCAGGGAAGCUGGGUUACAUGCUUCACUGCACUUUUGCUGAAUGCAGAGCAAAAAGGAUGAGCAGGAACUGCAGCGGGAAUGAUAAAGAGCUAGCUGUCAGAUGGACUUCCCAGAACAGGCACAGGGAGGAUGAGGGAGACUGGGACACAUCUGUCCCUGGAGAACUCUCAGCAUGCCAGAGAUACCUGCUAGGCUGGGCUGGGGACCAGAGGAGCCUGGUCUGCAGCCUCUGCCUGCCCCGGGCCAUCCUCUCUCAUCCCAAGCCUUGGGAUGGUGUCCUACAUCGCUCUGCCUCUUUGAUCUCCAAUUUCCAACUACUACAGCAGGAGAGCCACCAGAACUGCCCUUCUGAAGGAGGGUUGCAGAGGCUAGUUCCAAUCAGGAUCCAAGGUUGUGAUCCUCCUGGAUGGGAACAAGUCAGACCAUGUCUUAAACUGCCUCUCCUAAGUUCCACAUGGGAGAAAAUGGGGCAUGUGGGAGAGGGCUGACCCUUUAGGGCCCAGGCAGCCUGAAGCUCCAAAGCCAUCUGGAUCUGCAGCUACAAAGACAGCCAGGCAUCCUGCUUCCCAGGGAGCAUCACUUGUCUCUGGUUCCAUCCCUUUAGCCCUCCCUUGCCAAUUCCAGGACCUCCCCUCCCUUGUGCAAUGCCUGUUGACACCAACCCAGGAGACUUGAGGGUAAAUUCACCACCCACGAGGCCCGUCUCUAUAACCUCCACCAGUGCCCGUGGCCGUUCUGCUCACCAUCGUCCUGAUUCUGCCCAGGCCCACGGUGCCCAGAAACCCACUUGCAGUCUACGGGCCAUGCACAUGGCCUCCCAGCCUUCCCACAUGCAGCAUGUGGAAGGUGUGGUCUCCCCCUUGCCUGUGUCUCCUUGGGUCACAAAGUCUGGCUCUAGAGUAUCACUCAGGCAGCUGGAUCCCAAAGGGACACGACGGCCCUCAGAUUCACACCUUGGACUAAAUCAAAAUACCAUCAAGUAGGGAGAGAAGAGAAGCCUGAGACUGAGGACUGAGCAACAAAACUCGAAAUGUGGGCAUCCCCUGGGUCCCUUGCACAGCCCAAUGUCAUCUACAGGCGCUGCCCUGAGGGUUCUUGUGAGGGAUUCAAGUGCCCCCUGCAGCCCAUGCCAGAGCUAAGGUGCCACUGGGCUUUUGUCCAUGCAGGCAUUUCGGGGAGAUUGGAUCCUACUAAUUCAGGGCACCAGGCCCUGGGCUAGGCUGCAGGACGGCAGAGGGACAGUGAGUGGAGCCUGGGAGAGCAGAGCCAAAUGUGUUUGGAGGACUUAAUCAAGGUGAGGACCUAGCUCCAAUCUGAAUCCAGGGAUGUGGUUCCCCCUGAGCCUUAGACAAAGCUGUAGGUAGAUGGCACAGGAGGAACAAGGGUCGGCAUGGGGGUGGAUGGCCAACCUUGGGGAGAACAAGUAUCAGGGAGAAGGAGGGACUUGAGGUAUUCUUGGAUCUGCAGAUACAGGAAAAACCCAUCCCAGGGAGACUCCAGGUUACUUCCUUGCUUCCUGUCCCAUUCACAUCAAGCUUUCCUCACUGAGGUCAGGCUUAACUAGGGCUCCCUGAGCCAGGAAGUCCUUGGCCUAUGACCCAGGCCUGGGAGCAGGAGGAAAGUAGCGGUUCCCCAGAGAGGAGGCCAAGGAGGCCCCUGAGAAGGUGGCCCACCAGAACUGCUCCUGGAUGGGAACAUCUGCUCCUGGGUCUGCACCCCACGUGCCAGCAAUGCUGAGACAGAUAGCUCAGUCUCUCGUUUCUCUGAGGAGGUCCAGGGAAGUCCAGGGUCACCAGCCUCUGAAGUCACUUUCCAAAAAGGACCAUGUCAUCAUCUGUUCCAGGAUUGAAGAGGGGAUAGCUAUGGCCACAGCUCCAAAGAGAGCCCCGGCCCCAUGGCUCCCUCUCCUGUUCCUGUUCCUCCUGCCUGGAGGGAGCUGUGGCGGGUGCCCUGCCGUCUGUGACUGUACCUCCCAGCCCCGGGCAGUGCUCUGUGCCCAUCGGCGACUGGAGACUGUGCCUGGGGGACUCCCACUGGACACUGAGCUCCUGGACCUGAGUGGGAAUCACCUGUGGGGGCUUCAGCAGGGGAUGCUCUCCCGCCUGGGCCUGCUCAAGGAGCUGGACCUCAGCUACAACCAGCUCUCCAUCCUUGAGCCUGGAGCCUUCCACGGCCUCCAAAGCCUCCUCACCCUGAGGCUGCAGGGCAAUCGACUGCGAAUCAUGGGGCCUGGGGUCUUCUCAGGCCUCUCUGCCCUCAAGCUGCUGGACCUCCGCCUCAACCAGAUUGUCCUGUUCCUUGACAGAGCCUUUGGGGAGCUGGGCAGCCUCCAGCAGCUGGAGGUGGGAGAUAACCACCUGGUGUUCGUGGCCCCAGGGGCCUUUGCAGGGCUGGCCAAGCUGAGUGCCCUCACACUGGAGCGCUGCAACCUCAGCACAGUGCCCGGCCUGGCCCUUGCCCGCCUCCCAGCGCUGCUGACCCUAAGGCUUCGAGAACUAGAUAUCGGGAGGCUGCCAGCCGGGGCACUCCGGGGGCUGGGGCAGCUAAAGGAGCUGGAGAUCCACCACUGGCCAUGCCUGGAGGCCCUGGAGCCUGGGAGCCUGCUGGGGCUCAAUCUCAGCAGCCUGGCCAUCACCCGCUGCAAUCUGAGCGCCGUGCCCUUCCAAGCGCUCCACCAUCUGAGCUUCCUCCGGGUCCUGGAUCUGUCUCAGAACCCCAUCUCGGCCAUUCCGGCCCGAAGGCUCAGUGCUCUGGUGCGGCUCCAGGAGCUCCGACUGUCAGGGGCAUGCCUCACCUCCAUCGCGGCCCACGCCUUCCACGGCUUGACCGCUUUCCAUCUCCUGGACGUGGCAGACAAUGCCCUGCAGACGCUGGAGGAAACAGCCUUCCCUUCUCCAGACAAACUAGUCACCCUGAGGCUGUCUGGCAACCCCCUGACCUGUGACUGCCGACUCCUCUGGCUGCUCCGGCUCCGCCGCCGCCUGGACUUUGGCACGUCGCCCCCUGCCUGUGCCGGCCCCCGGCACGUCCAGGGCAAGAGCCUGCAGGACUUCUCAGACAUCCUACCUCCAGGGCACUUCACCUGCCAACCAGCCCUGAUCCGAAAGUCCGGGCCGCGAUGGGUCAUUGCAGAGGAGGGGGGGCAUGCUGUUUUUUCCUGCUCUGGAGACGGAGACCCAGCCCCCACUGUCUCCUGGAUGAGGCCUCAGGGGGCUUGGCUGGGAAGGGCUGGGAGAGUGAGGGUCCUAGAGGAUGGGACGCUGGAGAUCCGCUCAGUGCAGCUACAGGACAGAGGGGCCUACGUCUGCAUGGUCAGCAAUGUCGCUGGGAAUGACUCCCUGAGGACCUGGCUGGAAGUAAUCCAGGUUGAUCCACCAAAUGGCACUCUCUCUGGCUCCAACAUCACCAUGCCAGGGAUCCCGGGGCCCUUCUUCCUGGAUAGCAGAGGGGUAGCUAUGGUGCUAGCAGUUGGCUUCCUUCCUUUCCUCACUUCAGUGACCCUCUGCUUUGGCCUCAUUGCCCUCUGGAGCAAGGGCAAAGGCCGGGUCAAACAUCACAUGACCUUUGACUUUGUGGCACCUCGGCCCUCUGGGGAUAAGAACUCUGGGGGUAACCGGGUCACUGCCAAGCUCUUCUGACUUUUCCUUCCACAUUGGAAUUCCAGCCAAGCCAGCUUCAGGUACCAAAAGGGAAGAAACUCAAGGCUGAUUGGACCAGAACCUAAUCCCACAUCGUGCCAGCAGCUAAUGACGCCUCCUGCGAGUCUGCCUCCCCCUGCUUUUGCAGUUUGAGGGUCCCAGGGAGAAGAUGUAGACCUGUAGUCAGCUCAGCCCUCCCCACCCCCCACGAAGCAGGAAACAUUCUCAAGGCUCCAGUCUACUUGUUGGCACACGCUUACAAUCACCACCAAUUGCCAACCACAGCUAUAAAAUUAUUGCAGAGGUGAGGCUGCAAAGUGUUGCUUGCUUCUCAGAGUUUCUACUCCUCAACCAGGCAGGCUUCCCUCUUUUUUCUGCUCUGUCCUCUCCCCAGGCACAAGGAACUAGGGCCAAGGACCUCAGGCAAAGAAGAUGUGAGUGUGCCAUGGGGGUGGUGGUGCAGACUACACAUCAGUGCUGUGUCUGCAUGAGCCUCCAACCCGUUCCAUCUGUCUCAUCAUUAAACUUGCUGCCAAAUGGCCACAACAGUAGCAGCCUAAACUAAGUGUGAUAUCCGGAAUUUUAUUUCACUUUCUCCCCCUUCACUGUUAGUAGAUCUCUCCCUUCCCACCUGCCCACUGAACACAUAUCCCAAUGGGCUUGCCUAACAUACAGGCUUGACACAGAAGGCCCGCCAGAGAUGUUCUGGAGAGACUCCCACUCUGUUUCAAUUUCAGCCUUUUCCCUGUCCUCUGCAUCUCUGCAGCUGGAGGAGAGGUCCUCCACCUUCCAAGGGAUCCCUCUGCAGAAAUCCCUUUGUAGGACACCCAGCUCCUUCCUUCUUUCCCGUUCUUGUUGGGAUCUCCCAAUCACAAAUCUCUGGUGCUUGGAGGAAGAGUACAAAGAGGGCUCCUAGAAAAUGCCUAACAAAGGCAAGAAGCUGCAGUUGUCCUAAGAGAGAGUCCCAGAACCCAGCAGGCCCCGGGGCUUAGAGAAAACAGGCAGGAGUGGCACCACGCACCAUAGUGAAAAGCAGAGGAAGAGGCAGCAGCAGGAUCUGGCUUUCAGCAGGUGCCCUUUGUUGUCUGUUUAGUGCAGCCCAAGGGGGACGCUGACUCCAGAGAGAGGUCACUGCCUGCCAGAGACCCCAGGUACAGAGGCGUGAUGGGAGAAGAUGCUGACUGCCUCCGAGUGUGCUUCAAAUAGAAGUCAAGGCAGAGCCAGGGAUUGGAGAGGCAGCAGCCUCAGCAUCGUCAGAAGGGGAGGAGUGAAAAGAGAGGAGGGGCAGGGAGGAGGGACUGAGAAGCAGGGAGUCAUAUGGCCCUGGGGAGCCUCUCUCUCUGCAGCAGCAUCUGCUCAGUGUCCUUAGCUCCCCUCCACGCUCAAGAGCCCCCAACCACCCUUCAGUAUGCAAGCAUCAUGAGCUUCCUAGCGAUUCCUGCUGCUCUGUCCUUGCUUCGAGGAGACUCCACUCAUUAGAAGAUUCCCCAGCGCAAGCUGUCCCUGACCAGGGAGGAGCAGGUGCCCUCCAGCAGGCAGCCAGACUUGAUCCGAAGGCAAGCUCUUCAGUGAGGCCCGGGGAAGAGAUGGGGGUGGGGCCAGAGAUGAGAACCCCACAGAUUGGAGAGUCCAACAAUCUUGAGAAAACGAUAUCCCUGAGCCUCCGACCCUGCCCUCACCUCCCCACACACAAUUCUCUUACAUCCUGGCGACCUCCCCUCUCCUUACAGGCACCCAGAAAGGUUUCCCUGGCACAGCCCUCUCCUCUCCAAAAUCUUCCGGCCACAGCUUUCUAGGUGGGGAGUGGGGGUCCAGUACUGGAGGUUCCUACUCUGUGGUAGCCCCCACCCACUCUGUGGUGCAGUGAAGGGCAGAAGCAGCACUGCUGUGUGGACAGAUCUCUGGGAAGCCCCCUGAGGCGGUGGGGAACAGAUGAUGCGCCCAGAGCAGAAGGUGCAGCUGCCCUGGUCCCAAAGUCUCCAGGGCAGCGCUGCCCAAUAGAAAUAGAAUGUGAGUCACUCCCGUCGUUUCAAAUAUUCUAGUAUUACAUUCAAAAAGCAAAAAACCCAGAUACGAUUACAUUUUGACACUAUAUUUUAUUUAACCCAGGGUACCCAAAGUAUCAUUUCAGCAUGUUAUCAACACAAAAAUUAGUAAUGAAAUAGUUUACAUUACUUUUUCAUAUUAGGUAUUUGAAAUCCAGUGUGUAUUUUACACGUAGAGCACAUCUCAAUUCAAUCACUGAAUUUUCACCAGAAAGAUCUGAGCUGUUCUUAGGCUCGAUAAAAUUCAUUGUUAAACGCGUAUUUUCACACAUCCAAGUUGUCCCAAACAUAUGAAAAGUUUUCCAAUAACUAGAUCAAGUGUCAGUUUUAACAUUUAAACUAACUUAAUUAGGGCAGCCCCGGUGGCUCAGCAGUUUAGCGCCGCCUUCAGCCCAGGGCGUGAUCCUGGAGACCAUGGAUGGGGAUCGAGUCCCACAUGGGGCUCCCUGUGUGGAGCCUGUUUCU
This is a messenger RNA of Canis lupus familiaris (dog), 7449 nucleotides long. RefSeq names its product leucine rich repeat and Ig domain containing 4 (gene LINGO4). Gene Ontology annotation, molecular function: protein binding. The record is from RefSeq and is a predicted model, not a curated record. Lineage: Eukaryota; Metazoa; Chordata; Mammalia; Carnivora; Canidae.